UUCCUCUCUAAGACAAUAUAAGAAUUUUAUUCUUUCUCAGGUUUUUGGAUGUCCUUUACAUCUCUGCACACCAGAUACUAAGGGUGAGGAUCUUGGUGAUGGACUCAAGUACAGACAGGAAGGCAGAGACAGUGUGUAUGAGACAUCUAAUGAUACUGAUGCUAAUCCUUUUCUCGCCGAUCUGGGGUGAGACGGUAAACAGCGAUGAUGGGAGGCCAUCCUGCAGUCGCUGUGACCUGCAUCUCUGCUGUAACUGCUCCUACAAUGGAUUCACCAGCAUUCCUGUGGUGACAGACCAAGCUCUGAUCCUCAAUCUCUCCUUCAACAACAUCAGCAUGGUGACCCAAGAUGACCUGACAGGACACGUCCGACUGAGGGUUCUGGAUCUCCACGGUAACAGAUUAGCUGCGAUCCAUCCAACAGCGUUCGACUCUCUUUGGAGCCUAGAGGAGCUGGACCUCUCUGACAACCUUCUGACGGUUCUCAACCAUAGAUGGUUCAGCAAGCUGGAGAUUUUGCUGCAGCUCAAUCUGCUCAACAACCCGUACAGCGCGCUCGGUUCUCCACCAUUGUUUCUCGGACUCGUCAGACUGAGAAGGCUGAUGUUUGGAGGUCCAGAUCUUAAGGAGCUGAGGAAAGAAGAUCUUUCAGGAGUAACCAACCUCGAUGAGCUUACAGUGCACGGCAGCAACCUGGCCAGGUAUGACUCUGGUACUUUUGGGAACAUUUGGCCUCUGGGUAGUGUCAUCCUAAGCCUUUAUGGUCCAUUAUUAACACAACCCAUGAUGGCUGCAGCUCUGCUUGAUGACGUGUGUAACCCUGAAACUCAGAUAACUCUGCUGGACAUUCAUUUGAAAGAGUCUUUCUCCAUUCAGCCUUUCAAAGAGUCAAUCAGGAGGAUCAGAAAUCUGUCUGUCCAUAACCUUUUGAUCUCUGAUGAAGCAACUGUCUCCCUAAUGGCACUGAUAGAUGGAGUCCCGCUGAGAUCCCUCUCCAUAGUGGGUUUAACUCUGACAGGCGAGGGCAGGUGGAUACCAGCUAAUUGGACAGAUCUAAGAAGCAUGGACGAGUUCUCCGUCAGUGAUGUCACAAUUUUGGAUGUUUUGAAGUUUGCCAUGACAGUAGAGCUAAAGUUUCUGUUUCAAUACCAGAAGAAAAUAUCCUUCAUAAACUCAAAGAUGUUCUUGUUAUCCUGUUACCUUACCAAACUGAUGGUGAACACACAAUACUUGGAUGUGUCCGACAACCUCCUGACGGACCUGACUCUGUCUUACAUGGAGUGUGACGACGUAGAAACACUCCAGAAGCUCCGAGUUUUAAACAUAAGUGGAAACCCUCUAAAGUCUUUGUCCGCAUUGAGCCAUCUGGCCAUGAAGCUCACAAGACUAACCCACCUGGAGGUUAGCAGAACCGGCUACAGCUCCAUGCCCCCCAGCUGCUCUUGGCCGUCCACCCUGAGGUACCUCAACAUCUCCAGGGCUAAGCUAACCACCACCACCCUGUGUCUACCAAAAUCUCUGCAGGUGUUGGAUCUCAGCUAUAAUGAGCUCAAAGAAUUUGUGUUGGUACUGCCAUUUCUGAGAGAACUCCACCUCUCUGGGAACAAGUUCCUGAGGUUACCACCAGGGGGGAGCUACCCCAAUCUGCAAACACUUACAAUACAGUCAAACACCUUGAACAUAUUUGGCCUCUCAGACCUUCAGUCAUACAGACGACUCGAGAACCUGGAGGCGGGUUAUAACAAGUUUGUCUGCUCCUGUGAAUUCGUCACCUUCCUACGAUCACAACUUGUGGGAAGUGGAGAUAUCAAAAUAAAAGACGGGAAGCAUAGCUAUGUUUGUGACUCCCCUCUCUACCUGCAGGGGGUGGCAGUGGGUCAAGUUAACCUUUCUAUUAUCCAGUGCCAGUCAGUGUUGUUCGUAUCUGUCAGCUGUGGGGUGGCCCUUUUUCUUGGGAUGCUGCUUUCUGUCCUUCUCUGGCGAUGCCACACCUUCUGGUAUCUGAAGAUGACUUGGGCGUGGCUCAAGGCCAAGAGAGAAUCCCAACAACGCCGGCGACAAAGAAACAUGGAGGGAUCAGAACCAUUGUUGUCCUAUGAUGCAUUUGUUUCCUACAGUGAAAGAGAUGCUAGCUGGGUGGAAAACUUUCUGGUACCUGAGAUGGAGGAGCAAAGUGAUACAGACUCAGUGAAUCCAACAUCCCCAUUGACUCUCUGUCUCCACAAGCGGGACUUUCUUCCUGGACACUGGAUCAUGGACAACAUAAUGACUGCCAUUGAGCGCAGCCGUCGUGCUGUCUUUGUCCUCUCUGAGAACUUUGUCCAGUCUGACUGGUGCCGCUAUGAGCUGGACUUCUCCCACUUCUGGCUCUUUGAAGCCGGUGGAGAUGCUGCCAUCUUGAUCCUGCUGGAGCCCUUGUCCAAGGACGCCAUCCCCAAACGUUUCUGCAAACUCCGCAAACUCAUGAGCUCCACAACCUACCUGGAGUGGCCCCAGGAGGAGGACAGGAGGCCAGAGUUCUGGAGGAGUCUGCGCAAUGCUCUGAAAAGAGACGAUGAGCAAGAGAACUGACAGAUAAAGAACUGCAAAGAGAAGAGGAAGAACUUUUAACUACCAUAAGAGACAGUAGAUCUGAUUAAGACCAAGCCUGGUUGUAACUUGUGGGUUGGCACUGAUUUCAUAUAAUAACCACGUAUUAUAAAAUCAAUGCAGGUCAUAUUUGACCUUUAA
This is a messenger RNA of Fundulus heteroclitus (mummichog), 2729 nucleotides long. Its product is annotated as toll-like receptor 2. The coding region runs from base 99 to 2570 and encodes 823 amino acids. Gene Ontology annotation, biological process: toll-like receptor signaling pathway; immune response; inflammatory response. The transcript is spliced from 13 exons. The record is from RefSeq and is a predicted model, not a curated record. Gene Ontology annotation, cellular component: membrane. Gene Ontology annotation, molecular function: protein binding; transmembrane signaling receptor activity; triacyl lipopeptide binding. NCBI's taxonomy places the organism in Eukaryota, Metazoa, Chordata, Actinopteri, Cyprinodontiformes, Fundulidae.